Pygocentrus nattereri (red-bellied piranha) is the source of this 1201-nucleotide messenger RNA. Its product is annotated as amine sulfotransferase-like. NCBI's taxonomy places the organism in Eukaryota, Metazoa, Chordata, Actinopteri, Characiformes, Serrasalmidae. The coding region runs from base 77 to 937 and encodes 286 amino acids. Gene Ontology annotation, molecular function: sulfotransferase activity. Gene Ontology annotation, biological process: sulfation. Gene Ontology annotation, cellular component: cytoplasm. The record is from RefSeq and is a predicted model, not a curated record. The transcript is spliced from 6 exons.
GUCAGUCGAGCUGAUUGUCUGUCUGUGUACUUUGCGGAGCAGGAUUCAGACUGUGUAGCACUCAGCAGCCGUCAUAAUGGAAAAGAUCAAUGACUACCUUUGCAGAUAUAAAGGUUAUGUUUUUGCAAGUCACCAGCUGAAAGUCGACCACAUCGACUCCCUUCCAAACUUCGAGAUACGAGACAGUGAUGUUUUUCUGGUGACCUACCCAAAGUCAGGAACGAUAUGGACUCAGAACAUCAUAAUGCUGAUCUGUGGGUCAGACAGCACAGAUGAAGCAGAAUUUCCCAACAAUCUGGUGAAAAUGCCAUGGCUGGAGUUUCCGACGGGACAUUCAGAUUAUUCCUCUCGACCAUCUCCGCGCUUCUUUGCCUCGCACCUGACGCCAGCACUCAUGCCAUCUGGACUCAAGGGCAAAAAGGCAAAGAUCGUUUACGUGGCUAGGAACCCUAAAGAUGUAGCGGUGUCUUAUUUCCACUUCUGCCAUGUGUUGACCAACCUGGAGACCCCCAAGAGCUUUGAAGAGUUUCUGCAGCAGUACCUCGCUGGAGAUGUUGCUGGAUCAUCGUGGUUUGAUCACAUCCGAGUGUGGCACACGCACAAAGACGAGUACAACAUCCUGUUCCUGACUUAUGAGGACAUGAUUAUGGAUCUGAGGUCGGCAGUGGAGAAGAUUUCCCGCUUUUUGGGACGAGACCUGGACGAAGCUGCGAUCUCUCAUGUUGUGGAGAAAGCCACCUUUAAAAAUAUGAAGAAGGACCCCAAAGCCAACUAUGAGUUCCUUCCUACUGAGACUCUACAGGGCAAAUUCAUGCGCAAGGGUACAGUAGGAGACUGGAAAAACACCUUCACUGUGGCCCAGAACGAGAUGUUUGACCGUAUCUACCAGGAAAAAAUGAAGGAUCUUCCAUUCAAGUUCAUAUGGGACAUACAUUAAAGCCCUUUUACUGUAAAGCCCUAUAUACUAUACAGUACUGUGAUCACAUGUUUAGAAAAUUUGAAAUUUCUCAAGCUUUUCACUAAUCACCCUCAAUAAUGCUGCAUCUGUAGUGGAUAAAUGUGUGGAAGGACAAGGUUAGUGUUUAUGACAAAGUGGACAGUGAAUAUAAGUAGAAGGUUGGUGUUUCUAAUAAAGUGGACAGUGAGUGGAAGGACGAGAUUGAUAUUUCUAAUAAAGUGUCAUGCUUAGAAGUUAAAGGAA